AUGAAGAGGUUCUUCUUUGAAUGGAUCUUACUUUCCUCCGCCAUCGGAUCUGCUAUUGGAAAAACUUUACGUCGUAAUAAACAGGAUCCGUUAACCUUAGAAGGUUGCGGUUAUGGUUUGUAUCCAGCUGCUGGGGGCGAUAGAAUCGUAGGAGGAGAGGAAGUGCUCCAUGGGCAAUAUCCUUGGAUGGUUUCUAUGUUUAGGGAAGCUAAUGAUUUUAGGCACUGGUGUGGCGCAACCAUAUUAAAUGAGCGCUGGAUCAUUACUGCAGCACACUGCAUUCAUUAUCCCGAUGAGCCCUGGAGGUACACAGUCUUUGCCGGUCUGCACAAAUUAUCUGCUGAAGACAGCUCAACAGUUAGAAGCUACAAAAUUUCUGAAAUACAUAUUCAUGAAAAUUUCGACAGCAGUUCCUUUUCCAAUGACAUUGCUCUGUUGAAGACGCAGAAUCCGAUAGACGUAGCAGGGUCCGGUGGAUACAUUAAUGGCAUUUGCCUACCUAAAAGUACAGAGGACCCCACUGGGUUUUCCAGAGCAACUGGUUGGGGUUAUACUAGACAAGGUGGAUAUAAAUCAGAUGUCUUGAAGCAAGUUUUGCUCCCAAUGGUUGACCGUGAUACAUGUAACGAUAUUUUCCAUGAUGAAGUUUACAGCAAUAUGAUAUGUGCCGGAAAAGAAGGACGUGAUACAUGUCAGGCAGAUUCUGGCGGACCACUUUUCCAAACGGAUGAAAAUGGCAUAUCGACCUUGAUUGGAAUUACGUCUUUCGGGUUAGGAUGUGGCAGAGAUCCUGGGGUCUAUACGAAAGUUGCUUUUUUCCAUGACUGGAUGACAAAGAUUAUUCUUAAUUAAUUUUUCCACUGCAAGACAAUGGCAACUACAAAGCAUUCAUCACCUCACAUAUGCAGGGUUCCUGACAAAUUAUUUGUUUGUCCCAGGGGAAAAGGGACCCAAGUUCUAAAAAAGGGACCUCAAUUUGUAUUUUAAAGGUUAAAAUUUUGGAUGCACUGAUCAAGUGACAAUACUUGGUUAUCAGCCACUUUAGACUAUCUAUAAUCGGCACAGUUUAGCCAAUUAAUUAGCUGAGAAAUAGUUUUUAAUUAAAUUACUUUUGCACAGUACACUAAACUAUAUGACACUAAGGUGAACUUAUAACACCUAAUCAAAAGUUUCAAACUCCAGCUAUUGUGUCCCUAUUUGAUUUAAAAGUAACAAAUCAUAGUAGGAAUAGAUGACAGCUUUUUUUUUUUCUUUUUUUUAAGAAAAAGAAAUACAACUGAAUAAAAGAAGGUACAGGAAAAAGUUUUAAAAAAAACUGAAAUUUAAAGGAGAAAAGGGACUAUAUUUUGAAAAAAGAGACUUUAAGGGAUGAGAAACUAUAAAAAAGAAUUUUAGGGAGGGAAAGGAA
Messenger RNA from Uloborus diversus, 1408 nucleotides. Its product is annotated as U21-ctenitoxin-Pn1a-like. Gene Ontology annotation, biological process: proteolysis. The record is from RefSeq and is a predicted model, not a curated record. Lineage: Eukaryota; Metazoa; Arthropoda; Arachnida; Araneae; Uloboridae. The transcript is spliced from 8 exons. Gene Ontology annotation, molecular function: serine-type endopeptidase activity. The coding region runs from base 1 to 852 and encodes 283 amino acids.